This is a messenger RNA of Gallus gallus (chicken), 4523 nucleotides long. It is a transcript of the gene PGPEP1, whose product is annotated as pyroglutamyl-peptidase I. Gene Ontology annotation, biological process: proteolysis. Gene Ontology annotation, molecular function: pyroglutamyl-peptidase activity. Bases 77 to 706 code for a protein of 209 amino acids. The record is from RefSeq and is a predicted model, not a curated record. Gene Ontology annotation, cellular component: cytosol. The transcript is spliced from 5 exons. NCBI's taxonomy places the organism in Eukaryota, Metazoa, Chordata, Aves, Galliformes, Phasianidae.
GGGGCGGAGCGCGCUCUAUGACCGUGCGGGGCCGCUCGCUCAGUGCGGUGCGGCCGCGGGCCGGGUGGGAGCGGAGAUGGAGAAACCGCGGCGGGCGGUGGUGGUGACGGGGUUUGGUCCCUUUGGAGAACACGCCGUCAACGCCAGUUGGAUUGCAGUGCAGGAGCUGGAGAAGCUCGGGCUGCGAGAUGGCGUGGACCUGCAUGUCUAUGAAGUCCCGGUGGAAUACCAGACGGUGCAGAGACUCAUCCCUGCACUGUGGAAGAAGCACAGUCCACAAUUGGUGGUGCAUGUAGGUGUGUCGGGUAUGGCUACCACUGUCACUCUGGAGAAGUGUGGCCAUAAUGUGGGUUAUAAGGGCUUAGACAACUGCCGUUUCUGCCCAGGCUCUCAGUGCUGUGUUGAAGGCGGCCCAGAGUGCAUCGAUUCCAUCAUUGACAUGGACCUGGUUUGCAGGAGGGUCUCAGCACUGGGGCUGGACGUCACCGUCACCAUCUCUAAGGAUGCUGGCAGGUACCUGUGUGACUUCACUUACUACACUUCCUUAUACCAGAGCUGCGGGAGGUCGGCUUUCGUCCAUGUGCCUCCGUUGGGAAAGCCGUACAGCGCCGAGCAGUUGGGCCGGGCACUGCAGGCCAUCAUUGAGGAAAUGCUCGACGUUUUGGAGCAUUCUGAAGACAAAAUCAAUUGUCAGCACGAACACUGAAAGCAGGCAGGAGCCGUCCUGCUAUUGCACUUCCUGCACUUCCCCCCUGCUGCUGAAGUGUGGGGGAUGCUCUGUGUGAGACGUACAGAACGAGAAUUGGAGACUUCAAAAGCAAAAACCCCACUUCCAGAAAUUGACUUUUUUUUUUUCCCUCUGUUUUUUUUUUUUUUUCUUUUUUUUUUGGUCAAACGUGCGUAAUUGGAUGAGGAAAUCGAGAUCCCUUCUCUAACACAGCAGCUGCAGCUGCUCAUUCCUGGAGCAGACGGGCUGUGCUUUACCCAGAGCUCAUCUGUUGGCCAGGUGACGGCCGCUGAGCGGUCCCACACUGCACAGAUGGGGAGUUCCUUGGCCAGGCUCAGUGUUUGGGUGCAGGGAAUCGAUAACCCCAUCUUCUCACGACUGCCUGUUGAGCCGGAAGGUUUCCUUUCCUUCUGUCUCAUUUUGUUUCUCCUCGUUGGCCCCAAUUAGAGGUCGUAACGUGAAAGCGUAACUGAAAUUAGUUGGAAUGGUGUGAGUUUGUUGUAAGAAAACAACAAAACCCGGUGCUUGCUGGGGGCGAGGAGCCUCAGAAACUGCUUCUGAACUGAAAAAGCUUAGGGAUGCUGCCGCCUCCCCCCACCCUUCUCUGGGGCCGGGCUGACGUGGCCGCAGGUGGGAGGGCGGUGCGUUGGGAUGCAGAUCGGCUCACUGUGCGUGGAACGGUCUGAGCUCCCACCAAAUCCCUCCGGACAUCCCCAGCGUGGGGUCAGGGCUGCCCUCCUGGCCCCCACCGCCCUGAGCUGCGAGCAGCACAUCGUCCCUGUGUGUGCACAGCGCAUCGCGCGCUGCCGAGGAGCUUUGCUAAAGGCCACUUUCUCCACAGGAGAUCUUUAUCACGCUCUCUUUGGUGCCGGCUGUUAUUUUUAAAGCGAAGGCUGAGUAAUUUAUAACUUCCUUCACUGUGAACUUUUGUUCUCGUUAAAGGUUGGGUGGAGAGUAAUGUUUAACUUCCAUUCCCACUGCUGCUGUGAUGCGUUGCGGGCGCUGCCGCACGGCUGCCGGGGAGCGCUGCCAAAGGGCAUCUCACAUCUCAGAGCUGCUCCCGCUGCACGGAGCCCACAGACAGCUGUUGGCUGUUGGUAGAUAAGAGCACGGACACAGUGAUCUUUGUGAGAGGUUUUAGAGCGUCGUUCCUUCUGUUUCCCUGAUGAUGAAUGGUUCUGCUGCAGUGAGGGCAGAUGGGCAUCCCACGGCCGGAUCCCACAGCGGAGGCGUUGGGUGCAGAGAACCAUAGAAUGGUUUGGGUCGGAAGGGACCUCAAGGAUCACGGAGCUCCGACCCCGUGCUGCGUGCAGGGCUGCCAGCCUCCACAUUAAUACCAGCCUGGGCUGCCCAGGGCCCCAUCCGACCUGGCCUCGGGUGCACGGAGGGAGUUUGCCUUCCAAGCGAAUGCUCCCCUUGGCAUUGGGACACCAUGCAGUGCUGUCAGGGCACGGCAGGCUUUCAGAUCUGUAAUUUAUUCUAUUUAAUAUUUAGUUUAAGUAUUGGUAUAUAAGACAGCCCCCGAAUAGUUGAGCUCUUCUCUCCGCUGUGCCUGGGAGAAGCCGUCGGUGCGUCGUAGCUGCUGAGCUGUGGAAGGGGGAAGGUGCUGUGCUGGGCCUUACGGCGGAGCUCCCUUGCAGGCAGUCCCUUAGGAAACGUCAUUUAUGUCAUAAUCUUUGGGGUCUCUUUAUGGUAUUUUGGAUAAUUAGUCCUCGGGGUGUCGGGGCGGUAGCGGCGUUUCGGAUAGCGAAACCUUUUAAGGAUGGCGUUAAGCUGAGUUUGUUUAAUCCGACCUAAAUGGAAAGCUUUUGCUUUUGCUUUUCCUUUUUAACAGCUUUUUUAUUGUUAAAUGAGUUGAUUCUGAGCGCUCCUUUGCUGCAGGUAUUUGUGGGUGGUCCGUGGGGGUCUCUGCAGCUCAGGGCGUUCCGCGGCUCGGAAGCGAUGCUGAGUGCUUCGUGUCCCGGGUAUCAGCGAGAAGGAUCUGCUGAUGUGCACGGAUGGAGACCCACUGCUGGCUGCAGGUGGGCCCAUCGGGUUCGGUGUUCGGUGUUCGGCAGAUGGUGACGUCCCAGAGCGGAGUUUCGGGGUCGGGUGGCUGCAGGGUUGGCUCAGGUGGUGCGCUGAGAAGUGGGCUGAGGGCGUUUUGUGUGGGAGAGUGAAGGAGGGGGGUCCCCACGUGGGCUCCGGUGCCACGUGUUCGGGUGCUGGCGGUGCGGAGCGGGGCUGGCUGUGGUGCCGGGGGGGUUUGUUGGUGUCACGGUGAUGGGUUUGGUUAUUAAGUGCUGCGGAGGGCGAUGAGCUCCAGGUAUCCGAGAACUCCUUCAUCCCUGGGGGCUGUGAUGAGGGGAGGUGUUCCCUUUGGGUCAUCUGUUGUGCGAAACAGCAAGAAGAGGAGCCGAUCCCGUGAGCUUCAGAGCUCCUCGGCCCGCGGGAUGCCGGGUGCUGUGGCUGAAGGCAGAGCCCGAAGCUGCCGGCAUCCCCGGGUCGGCGCUGCACCGAAGCCCAGGGAUGGCAGAAGCAGCUCUCGCUCGUUUGGAGCUCUCCCCAACCCGGAGCACAGCAGCAGUGGGGGGGGAGAGAAGCGUGGGGGGGGAGAGAAGCGUGGAGGGAUGGUGGGAGGUGGUGGUUGUGGUGUGGGGCUGAGGGGGAGGGCUGAGCAAUGCGGGAAGAGCUCAGAGCGGAUUCAAAGCGAGCGCCGUCUCCGUGCGGGAGAGGGGGGGGGGUCUGCAGGGAGGGGCUGUGCUUUGCUUCGUGUUUACCGACCUCAGCAGUGGGCUCAGGUGGAGCGUUCGGAGUCUCAGCGCCAUGCAGGCAAUGCUGAACCUUCCAGUGCCUCAGUCGUCCAGCUCAGGGUGCUGUGCUGUUCCACGGCUCCGAGUUGGGCUGCUUGGAGUCGGUGCCGGUGGGCAGCGGUCGGCUCUUUGCAGCAGCAGCCCCAGUGCUGUGUGCUAUAAGUGCACUUAUAGGCUGUGCUCGUGGCUGGUUGGUGUCUGAUGUGGCCCCAGUGGUGUUCUGCCAAACCUCCAACAAAGCUGAGGGCGCUGUCAGUUCAUUGAUGAGCAGAAACCCGAGAGCUGCUGUGCCCCGUCGACAUGAAGGCAAAGUAGAGAAGCAAAUGCUUAGAUAGGAAUUAACGAUAGGAGAUGAAUCUGCGCGCUGCCCUUACACACAACUCCGUGCUACUUCACUACACCUUCAGGUUCUAGAUUGCACCAGCUUCUUACAUUGCAAAUGUUUACUUUGAUGAACAGGGAGUGCCUUGUCCUGCGCUGGGCUCUGGGAAGUGCUGGGGGCUGAGGGGCCUCUGUGGGGGGGAGGGGGGGCUCUGAGCUCCUUCACCCCCCCAUGCGCUCCAGGAGCCGCACUGCGUUGGGCUCGGGGGGUUCCUGGAACACACUGGGAUGUGACAAAGGGAAAGGGGGGGUUCUCAUUGCUUGGGGGGAGCAAACCCUGUGGGGUUCUGUCUGUCCUGAGGUGCUGCAUGUCCCAGUGCUGCUCUGCCCCCCAUCCCCAUGUUGGUGUUGUUGUGCCGACGUUGGCUGCGGUCUGAAUGGAGCCCUCCGGUGUUGCCCAUCUGUGCCCGUAGGACUCCUGGAGCUACAGCUCCGAAUCUGGGGGGGCUUCUGUUCUUCGCAGCGUGUUCUUGCAGUGCCUUGUAACCCCUACCAGUCUGUGUGCCACAAAGGGCUGUGUCACAAAGGGCCGCUCGCAUUCCCUCCGCUCGCUGUUGCUCCACUGGACUUUGUAACUGAGAACUUAAACCCAUGUUUCAAAGUAAAUAAAGAGUUUAACUCUG